Molecule: messenger RNA, 1720 nt
Organism: Centruroides sculpturatus (bark scorpion)
Lineage: Eukaryota; Metazoa; Arthropoda; Arachnida; Scorpiones; Buthidae
Product: general transcription factor II-I repeat domain-containing protein 2-like
Exons: 2
Coding region: 166-762 (198 amino acids)
Source: RefSeq, a predicted model, not a curated record
CAGUCCUCAGGAUUUGUGGAGCUAUUGGGGCCUAUUAUCACUUUCCUCAAAGAACGGGGGAACACUACAAGGAAUUUGGAGGGACAAAGAUGGCAGUGUGAUUUAGCUUUCCUUGCUGACAUUACUGCUUAUCUAAACGACCUUAAUUUGAGAUUGCAGGGAAAGAUGCAACUUGUUUCUCAGUUGACAAGUAACAUCAAUGCAUUUAUGACCAAACUAUCACUUUUCAAGUCCCACAUGCAAUCAGAGAACUUUACACACUUUCCACAUUGCAAGGCCAUGAAAGAGAAAUACCCACAUAUGAAGAUGGAUUACUCUGACCAAGUUAACACCCUCCUUACAUCAUUCAAUGAGAGGUUUGGUGAAUUCCAGAAAUACAAGAUCUACCUGCAACUUUUUUCAACUCCAUUUGAUGUGAAAGUGGAAGAUGCCCCUCCAGAUGUCCAACUUGAGUUGAUAGACAUCCAGUGCAGUGAUGAAUUGAAAUCACAGUUCAAAAAUUCUAAUCUCCUCACAUUCUACAAAGAACUGCCAGAUACAUCAUUUCCAAAACUGAAAGACAAUGCUCGAUUUUGUGCAAGCAUGUUUGGCAGUACCUAUGUAUGCGAACAAGCGUUUUCGCUUAUGAAUUUAAACAAGUGCAAAACACGGAACAGGUUAACCAACGAGAAUUUGGAAAAUCUGCUGGUUGUUUCAACAUUUGCCAUUACGCUAGACAUCAAGAAGAUUGCCGCCAGCAUCCAAUCUCAGCCAUCACAUUAAUCACUUGGAGGUCCGGCCCCCAGUCAGUAAACUUAAUCCUAAUUUGGCCCUUUUUCAGAAAAGGUUGUGCAUCCCUGCCUUUAGGGUCACAUGAUGUUUAUGCUAGAAUGUUAAGAUCAUUCAUAAAUAAUCACAUUUAAUAUUAAACAAAUUUAACUAUUACACUAUCUGCAAGAAUCACAAUGAACUUAUUCCUGUCACAUCCGUUAUCAAAUCAAACAGCAGUAACAUUAAUUAAAAUACGAAACGAGUUUAAUGUAUUAAUCUAUAAUGUUAAAUACAUGCAUUGAAAUAAUUCUGAUCAAAAUAGUAUUCAAAUUUCCUGAGAAAAUUAUAUUUCCAAAAUGAGAGAAAAUUAAAGGCAGCACAUCCUGUUCUGUUUGAGAUCCCUGUCAAAUGAGAAGGCUUGACUACCUUGUAAGUUUAAAAUUCCUAGGUGAUCUUGCUUAAUUUAAAUGACUUCUUGACAUUUUAAACUAGUUUAACUUUCCUAGUGUAAAUGUAUUAUUAGAUUAUAGAAUGAUGAUAGCUUUCAUUGUGUAAAAUAAUAAUAUAACUCCAACAAAGCCUUUAACCCUGAUGAGCUUUCUCAUUUGAACAGAAUGAAGCUAUUCCUGAUCAAUAUCCUAACAAAUGGAUUAUUUUAACACCAUUUCUAUAAUAGAGUUAACCUUUAAAUAGUGUAAUGAAAUAAUAUCACAGCAUUCAUCAAAUGAUGGUGUCAACUUGAAUUGAAAUGCAUUUUGUACAAACCUUAUUUUGACUAUUUGAGAUAAAUUUUACUCUAGCUAAUUACUCUGUCACAUAAACAUUGUAUUCAUAUGGUAAUGUGCUACAAAUGAUUAUUUCUGUGGUGUUCGGUAAUAUUCUAAGCAUUCUCAAUCAGAGCAAGUUUGAAAGAACUUGAACUUGUUUUAUAUGCAUUUUGUUUUGUAUUUGCUUAAAGCAAAAUACUUUU